Messenger RNA from Amaranthus tricolor (Joseph's coat), 1906 nucleotides. RefSeq lists its product as uncharacterized. The record is from RefSeq and is a predicted model, not a curated record. Gene Ontology annotation, biological process: protein transport. The transcript is spliced from 6 exons. NCBI's taxonomy places the organism in Eukaryota, Viridiplantae, Streptophyta, Magnoliopsida, Caryophyllales, Amaranthaceae. The coding region runs from base 435 to 1412 and encodes 325 amino acids.
AUUUAAUUGAUAAAUAGUACCUAAGUCAACUAUAUUGCAAUUAAAAAAAAACGAAAGAAAAUAGUACCUUUGCUUUUUCUUCAUCAAGCGAUCUUAACUUAGAUAAUCAACCAUCCAUUAACACCAUUCUUACAAUUCAUAUAUACAUAACUCAUCCUUUUUUGUUUGGCUCCGAUUUCGCAUAUGGUUUAGAGAAAACAGUAUCAAUUGUAGUAAAUUGAGAAUUUUGAUUUAAUAUAGUUAUUGAGGGCGUACCCAAAUUACUCUCAGUAGGGUUUCGAUAGCCUACCCGAAUCAAAAUUAAAAACUUGUACUAAAUUUACAGAAGCUAGUAAUUCCAACGUAGCAAUGGGCUUCCUAACCUGAUUCAAUGAAAUUCGAUUGGAUUGUCGAUUAGCAGAAAGAGGAAAUCCGAUAUCUAUAAAAUCGAUUGGAUGUCAGUCUUGAAUCAGCUCUUCAAUCGGGGUGUUCUCGGCACCAGAUGCAAAACGUGCUUAACUUUGGCGAUCUCCCGAAUCAAGUUGCUGCAGAAUAGGAGAGAUGGCCAGCUGAAACAAGCACGCAAGGAAAUCGCACAAUUUUUGCAGAGUGGCCAAGAACCCAUAGCUAGAAUCCGGGUUGAGCAUAUUAUACGAGAACAAAACAUUUGGGAAGCAUAUGAGAUUUUGGAGAUAUUUUGUGAAUUUGUUCUUGCACGAGUGCCUAUCCUUGAAAGCCAAAGGAAUUGUCCUUCGGAGUUGCAGGAGGCUAUAACGAGCAUAAUAUUUGCUGCUUCAAGGUGCUCUGAUAUACCUGACCUCCUGCAAGUUAAAAACUUGUUUGCUGCAAAAUAUGGAAAGGAGUUUAUUUCAGCUGUCUCCGAGCUCCGACCUGAUACUAGUGUUAACCGUACAAUAAUUGAGAAACUCUCAGUUAGUGCUCCAUCUGGACAACUAAAACUGAAGCUAUUAAAGGAAAUUGCAAAGGAAUAUAAUGUCAACUGGGAUCCUUCCGAAACUGAAGUAGAAUUCUACAAGAAACAUGAUGAUCUACUGAAUGGUCCGAGGUCAAUACUUGAGAAUUCUUUGCUUUCCGGGCCUCCCACCCAGCACUUACGGGAUACAGCCUCUCCAUCAUCCAAUGAUGCACAAUCGGUUAUGCCUCCGAAUUCAACAACCAAACCGAGUCUGCAAAAUCUUCAACAAUCCCAGCCAACAUUGAGUUCACAUGGGGCUAGAGCAUCAAACCGGAACAGCUCUACUGAAAGCUCUAUAAAUGACGAUAGAAAGGAGGCAGGAAUACGUUCUUCCAAUAUCUUAGAGAAAGCUAGAGCAGCAAUCACCUCAGCGGAACGUGCUUCAGCUGCAGCCCGAGCAGCUGCUCAAUUGGAGAAUGUUAAUUUUGGGUCGUUGAAACUAGAAGGGAAAUCCUGAAUGAAUUAAAAAGACGAGUUCAAUUGUAAUUGUAUCUUAUUGUGAACCGCUGUCUGGAAACUAGAGCAGUGAAGCUGCAUAUAUAAAUUCUAGGGUUUGGUAUCCCGCUUUUUCGCUUUUUUUGACAUUGAAUAAUUGGUUUUAGACGCUUAGCGUUCACAUUUUAUCCACAUUAAGGAGCGUUGAAAAAUAACCGCUUAAAAGCUCUGUGUUUAUUUCAACGCUUUUUAUUGUAUAAAAAUAAGUGUAGAAAAACUGUAUAUUUUGUUGUAGUAGAUGUAAGUAAGGCAUUUGAGAUGUUGAAAGUAGGCGUUAAGGAUACGGUAAGUAAGCAUUAAGGAUAAUGUAAGUACGCAUUAAGAAUACGGUAAGUAAGUAUUAAUUCUUAAUGGGUUGGACUUGAGAUACGUCUUUUAAAGAGACAGUCUCUCGUGAGAUUAGCUGUAAUGUAUUUAUAAGGAAUAGUAUUGAUAGGUUUCUUGGAUUUUCAAUGA